AAGCGAAGGGAUUCGGCGGAGGAGCGGCCAUUUUAUGCCUGGCUGAGAAGAGAGGAGAAGGGAGAGCGCGCGGUGUUCGCGGUCUGUCACGUUCGCCGUUUUGGAGCUUCUCGGCUGAACCGUUGUCUUUUCGUCAUGGGUCGGAAGAAGAAGAAGCAGCUGAAGCCUUGGUGCUGGUAUUGUAACAGGGAUUUUGAUGAUGAGAAAAUUCUUAUUCAACACCAAAAAGCGAAGCACUUUAAAUGCCAUAUAUGUCAUAAGAAACUGUAUACUGGGCCUGGUUUAGCUAUACACUGUAUGCAGGUACAUAAAGAAACAAUUGAUGCUGUUCCAAAUGCAAUACCAGGAAGAACUGAUAUUGAACUGGAAAUAUAUGGUAUGGAGGGCAUUCCUGAAAAAGACAUGGAUGAAAGGAGAAGGCUACUUGAACAAAAAACUCAAGCAGAAAGCCAGAAAAAGAAACAACAAGAUGAUUCCGAUGAAUAUGAUGAUGAUGAAUCUUCAGCUUCCACCUCAUUUCAAGCACAGCCUGUGCAACCUCAGCAGGGAUAUAUACCACCAAUGGCACAGCCAGGUUUACCUCCAGUGCCAGGUGCACCCGGAAUUCCUCCAGGUAUACCACCAUUAAUGGCAGGUGUUCCACCAAUGAUGCCUGGAAUGCCUCCAGUCAUGCCUGGAAUGCCACCUGGGAUGAUGCCAAUGGGUGGGAUGAUGCCUCCAGGACCAGGAAUCCCACCUCUCAUGCCUGGUAUGCCACCAGGUAGGUCAGGAAUGACGAAUCCAUAUUGUGGUAUGCCGCCACCUGUUGGUCCUCGCCCUGGAUUGCCUCCAAUGACACAAGCCCAGCCGGUGACUGCUCCUGGUAUUCUUAAUAGACCUCCAGCUCCUGUCAUUGCAGCACCAACUCCCCAGCCUCCAGUUACUAAACCACUUUUUCCUAGUGCCGGACAAAUGGGGACACCUGUCACAAGCUCAAGUACAACUUCAUCCAAUUCAGAACUGUCAGCACCUUCUAAAGCUCUGUUUCCUAGCACAGCACAAGCUCAAGCAACUGUUCCAGGCCCAGUUGGUACUGAUUUCAAACCUUUGAAUAAUGCACCUGCAACUACUACAGAACCACCUAAACCUACAUUCCCUGCUUACACACAGUCUACAACAUCAACCACUAGUACAACAAACAGUACUGCAGCUAAACCUGCUACUUCUAUAACAAGUAAGCCUGCUACCCUUACAACAACCAGCGCAACCAGUAAGUUGAUCCAUCCAGAUGAGGAUAUAUCCCUGGAAGAAAGAAGGGCUCAGUUACCUAAAUACCAGCGUAAUCUCCCUCGACCAGGGCAGGCCCCUAUGGGCAAUCCACCAGUUGGACCAGUUGGAGGUAUGAUGCCACCACAGCCAGGAAUUCCCCCCCAGCAACAAGGAAUGAGACCUCCAAUCCCACCUCAUGGUCAGUAUGGUGCUCACCACCAGGGCAUGCCAGGGUACCUUCCUGGUGCAAUGCCUCCGUAUGGCCAAGGGCCCCCAAUGGUGCCUCCUUAUCAAGGUGGACCUCCUAGACCGCCAAUGGGAAUGAGACCUCCUGUAAUGUCGCAAGGUGGCCGCUACUGAUGCUGCUGCUGCUGCUGCAAACGUGCUAAUAGGUUUGGAGAUUAAACCUUUUCUCGUCUUGUGCUGUUAAUAUAGCCAAGCUUCCAUCCAUUAAAACUUCGUUGUGACUUUUAGGGGAAAAAGUCUUUCCGCAUACAAGGAACUGUUGGACAUUAUUUUACAUGGGAAAAAAUUAUUUAGAAUAAUAAAGCAGAACUUUCCCUGAUGUUGCAAUUUAUACUGUAUGGCUUCUUUUUCAUGUUUCAUCUAGGUUUUUAGAAGUGAAGUAUAGUAAAUAUGGUUCGUUAAAUUGUGAAGGCGCUGGAAUUACAUGAACAUACCAUCUUUAAAGGCAAGUUCUGUAACCUUACGUUGCUGUUCAUAAAUGAUGCCUUCACAGCACUUCAGGUGCUGUUGGACUUCAUGUCCCCAACAAUAGUUUGGUGAGGGCUUUAACUGUUACCAUCUACUUGUACACCUAAACCUGAAUGUGUAACCAUAUUUAAUGUAUUUAGAGUUCCUCCUGUUGCAGGGUAUAUAGAAUUGACCCACUAAAUUCAUGUGAUUUUCUGUACUGUUUAACUUCAUUGUAAUAAAACAAAAGAAAAAAAUUGUCCUUUUAUUCACGACCAGCUGUGGACAUCUGCCUGAAGGUUACGAUAGCGUGUGGUAUAAUAAAUACAAAUUUCCUGAUGGUACAUUGACAUAUCCUGAAUUAUUUGAUCUUCACAAUGAUUACUGCUGUAGCUUAUUCUUGAUCAAGUAGGUAUAGACCUGUACACUUAUUAACAAGACGCAACAAAUAAAUUUGUCCAAUUUCCUUAAUGGAUUUUUUUUUUAGGGUUUGCCAUUCAGUUGAUUAAAAAUACUGCUUGUCACAAGUUGUUGAUAUAUGUUGGUUUCUAUGAGGUACAUUUUAUUGUGGAAUACUUUGACUCAGGCAGGCUUCUUAAGAUAAUAUUUUACAAAGUUUAGGUAUAAGAUAAUACAGUUAUUGUUUGUAUACUAAUCUGUCAUAAAAUCUCACAUUUAAAAAAAAUUCUGAUACAGAGAAAGACAUUGCUUGCAAAUAGGAAAGCGAGGACUAGUCUAGUUAAAAACUACAACUGAAGUUGUCCAGUAUAACACUUAACUUUCAUGACACGAUUACUAGACCUGUAGAGGGUUAUGCCUACAUGACAGGAUCUUAUUCUGUGAAGAUACUGGAAUUGCUCAGUGAAAUUUCAGCUGUUUUGUUAACUAGACUCAUUCCCCUUUAUGAAACUUAACUGGAAAGUAGGAACAAAAUUCUUUAGCAGAUGGUAAUGAAUUGUUCUUAGUUGUAAAUUAAAAGGCAGAGAAUGUUAGGAGACUGUUCAAACACUUCAGGCCUUAAUUUUUUUAAAGUUCUUUUUUUUAUAACAUAUUAACAAGAUGAAACCUUUCCAUGAGAGCCAGGCAUAAGACGACGCACUUGGGUAUUCUUUAUCAGUUGAUUAUAAAGGCAGAUUUUAUAAAUGAAAUAUUUUGCUCAUUUCUUUGCUCCAGUGGUGAUUAUAGUUCUUAAUACCAACAAUUAUUAAUGUCUACAUUACUACUAGUUAGUUUUUUCAACACUAUUGGCUCAUACUUGAAAAUUCUGGCUCUGUGGUACUUACAGAGUCUUGCUAAUUCUCUCUGUCUUUCUCUUUUUUCCUUAAAACUCCCUAUUAAACACAAAACUGUAAAAUUGGCACUCUAAAUAUGCAUCUUUCUGGAUUGAUCACCCGUUUUUCCAUAGAGGAUAUAAAAAUGCAAUCAUGUUCACUUGGCUGUUUCUGUUUUGUUUUGUUGAGUUUUCUUUUUGCCCAUGGCAGUAGCCUUUGUGCAGUUUGAUAUAUUAACCAUGUUCCAAAGUAUAUAUAUGUUCACGUAGAUGAGAAUAGCUAGUACAGUUGGAGCUUGCUUCAAAAUAGUUGCUAUAGAUCCUUCUAUUAAUGAGGCAAGCAACUCCUCAGUUUAGAAAUGGCUUAUUAAAUAUAAUUGCUACUA
Messenger RNA from Candoia aspera, 3597 nucleotides. It is a transcript of the gene ZNF207, whose product is annotated as zinc finger protein 207. The record is from RefSeq and is a predicted model, not a curated record. NCBI's taxonomy places the organism in Eukaryota, Metazoa, Chordata, Lepidosauria, Squamata, Candoiidae. Gene Ontology annotation, biological process: mitotic spindle assembly checkpoint signaling; attachment of spindle microtubules to kinetochore; mitotic spindle assembly. Bases 136 to 1608 code for a protein of 490 amino acids. The transcript is spliced from 11 exons. Gene Ontology annotation, molecular function: microtubule binding. Gene Ontology annotation, cellular component: nucleus; kinetochore; spindle matrix.